AUGGCUCCAGCUCCGCCACUCAAGAUCGCAAUCAUCGGCGCCGGCUUGAUUGGGCCCAGACACGCGAACACCGUCGUCCAGGACCCAAACGCCGCCCUAGCAUGCAUCGUCGACCCCAGCCCAGCCGCCAAACAGGUAGCAGCCACUCUACAAACCCCCCUCUACCCCUCGGUGCAAGCCAUGCUCUCCUCCCCGCAUCGUCCUGACGCCGCCAUCGUGUGCACCCCCAACCACACGCACGUCCCCGUGUCCACCGAGCUCCUCUCCAGCGGCAUCCACGUCCUCUGCGAGAAGCCCAUCUCCACCUCCAUCGCGAGCGGCCAGGCCCUCGUCGACCUCGCAUCACGCCGCAACCUGCACCUGCUCAUCGGCCACCACCGCCGCUUCAACCCCUUCGUCGUCGCCACCAAGCGCAUCCUCGCCCACCCCACCCACUCCCUCGGCCAAAUCACCGCCGUCUCGGGCCUCUGGACGCUGCGCAAGCCGCCCGCCUACUACGACGCGCCGGCCGCGUGGCGGCAGAGCGCGUCGAGCGGCGGGCCGGUGCUCAUCAACCUCAUCCACGACAUCGACGUGCUGCACCACCUGCUCGGCCCCGUCGUCGGCGUCGCCGCCUUCGAGGCGGCCAAGCGCCGCGGCCACGCCGCCGAGGAGGGCGGCGCCAUCAUCCUGCGCUUCGCCAGCGGCGUCGUCGGCACCUUUGUCCUCUGCGACGCCGUCGCCAGCCCGCACGCCUUCGAGCUGGCCACGGGCGAGAAUCCGCUGUUCCCGCCCACCAGCGCCGACGUGUAUCGCAUCUUCGGCACCGAGGCGACGCUGAGCGUGCCGGAUCUGGGGAGGUGGGCGUAUGCGAGCGGGAGGGAGAAGUCGUGGCGGAGUGAGAUGGUGAGGGAGACGCUGAAGCUGGAGGAGCUGUUGGGGGAGGACGAGAGGACGAAGGCGCCGUUUGAGUUGCAGGUGGAGCAUCUGGUGAGGGUGGUGAGAGGAGAGGCGAGCCCGGUUUGUAGCGGGGCGGAUGGGUUGGCGGCUGUGAGGGUGGCGGAGGCGGUGAGGGAGGCGUUGAGGACGGUGGGUGUGGUGCAUGUCAACCAGGAUCGGCCAAAACUAUAA
Messenger RNA from Diplodia corticola, 1110 nucleotides. RefSeq names its product quinate utilization oxidoreductase. Bases 1 to 1110 code for a protein of 369 amino acids. Lineage: Eukaryota; Fungi; Ascomycota; Dothideomycetes; Botryosphaeriales; Botryosphaeriaceae. Gene Ontology annotation, molecular function: nucleotide binding. The record is from RefSeq and is a predicted model, not a curated record. The transcript has a single exon.